This is a messenger RNA of Oryzias latipes (Japanese medaka), 4886 nucleotides long. It is a transcript of the gene rai14, whose product is annotated as retinoic acid induced 14. The record is from RefSeq and is a predicted model, not a curated record. Lineage: Eukaryota; Metazoa; Chordata; Actinopteri; Beloniformes; Adrianichthyidae. Gene Ontology annotation, molecular function: actin binding.
UCACUUACCUAAAACCGGGCAGCCAGGCAGCCUUUGAGUUGAGUCCCGAGCGCGAGACCACCAGGACUCCAUGAACAGUCCAACUUUUAAUAUAUGCAGGCCGAGCGGACCCAGUUUUUUUAAAGAGUGCUGCACUGUUUUACGUCUUAUAUGUGGAACCAAAACAACCCGCUAACCACAGCGUCGCGGCGACUCCUGUAUUUUGCCUUGUUCAGUUGCUAAUGAUUUUUUUUAAUCCAACCAAGAAAGGGAAAAAGCGGUUGUCUCAUGUUUCUAGCCUCCUGCGACUCCUCCACACACAAAAGGCCUCAGCUGAGCAACUGAGCGUGUGACUGCAUGGAUCUGACUGAACAUGAAGAGCCUCAAAGCCAAGUUUAGAAAAACUGAUACUAACGAGUGGAACAAAAAUGAUGAGCGGCUCCUUGCUGCAGUGGAGCAUGGCGAGGUGGAGAAGGUCGCUUCUCUUCUUGCUAAAAAAGGUUCCAAUGCUGUGAAACUGGACAAUGAAGGCAAAUCUGCCCUUCAUUUAGCUGCUGCUGGCGGUCACACAGACUGCUUAGCAGCGAUUUUGGCUCAUGGAGCUGAUCUGUCAGUCAGCGAUGCUUCAGGUUUUACUGCUUUACAUCUGGCAGCAAAGAACAAUCAUGUGGAAUGCUGCAAAAAACUUGUUCAGAAUAAGUGUGCUGUUGAUGCCACGGACAACACAGGAAAGACUGCUCUGCAUUACGCUGCUGCCAAUGGGAACAUCCAGAUUGUUCAGCUGCUCUGUGAACUCAGAAGUCCAAUCAACCUAAAAGAUGCUGAUGCCCUUACUCCUCUGCUAUUGGCAGCUAAACACUGCCACUCAGAAACCUGCUGCACUCUGCUGGAUUUUAGUGCUGACAUAAAUACUCCUGACAACACCGGCAGGACAGCAGUGAUGGUGGCUGCGGAGUCAAACGCAGUGUCUGUGGUGGAGGUUUUGGUCCAGCGGGGGGCAGAUCUGUCAGCUGUAGAUUUAGAGGGUCAUGAUGUUUUACACUAUGUUAAGAUGUCUCCUAAUGCAGAAGCUAGAGCUGCUCUCACAGCUGUGCUGAACAGACACGUUUUAGGUGAGAAGUCCCCAAAACAAGCUCCUCAAACAGAGGACGGUGCAAAGACAGUGAACCCAAAUAUCAAGCCUCCAAAAAGCCCUCAGCAUGAUCAAGUAGCUAAGCUAAGUGAUGAGAAGAACACCACUCCUAAAAAACGAAAAGCACCUCCACCUCCUAUUAGCCCUCUGCAGAAUUCUGAGAUGUCUCCUUCAGCGCUCUCAUCUACCAGCACGCCUACCUCCAACAAAAGUGAAACUCCCAACAGAUUCGACUACAAAGAGGACAAGAUCAGAGGAUCAGCUGAGAGAGAGGAAGUAAAGAAACCCCUUAAGGAGAGCAUCUUGCUGUUGCAGACCAUUAAAGACCUGAAGCAGACUGUGGAGACCCUGGCUGCUGAGCUGGAGACUGAGGCUGAGCAAACAGACACCGCGGGGCUAGUUUCUGCUCUUCAAGAGGGGAUUACUGUUGUUUCCUCAGUCGACCAGCACCUUGAAAACAAACUUAAGAAACUUCUACAUCUAAAAGGAAAUAAGGAGGUGAAGGAGAACAGCCGUCCCAACAGUAUGGCCUCCAAUUCAUCACCUCACUCCACCCAUGAAGAGUUUGAUCCGGCGCUCACCCAAACGGAAGCGGAAGGCGGCCCAGAAGCUCCUCCUCUAAAACAUGUAGAGGAGGACAGAGAUGGAGAGGAGGUCAGGCAGAUGAGGCUGGUUCUAGAAGGCGUGAAGAGAGAACUGCUUGAAACCAAGAAGGAGAACUGCUCGCUUCAGGCUCAGCUGAAAGCCGAGAGAGGCGGAGAACGGGGGGAAGACAGAAGAGGGAGAGAGGAGUUGAUGAAAAGCUUGGCAGAUCUGCAGGCAAAGUUGACUGACACGCAAGAAAAAUACCAUCAGGUCAUAGAGGAACGAGAUUAUUUGAGAGAGCACAAAGGCAGACAAGAAUGUGAGCCGACAGAGAAACGGGAGCUGCAGACAGAAGCGUCUUCCACGCUUGAACAAGAGCUAAAAGAGCUGAAGAUUAAGCUCCUCCAACUAGAGUCCCAAAAAGAGAAUGCAACUCUGCAAAUUAGGGAGCUUCAGGAGGCUUUGGAAAGAACAGAGGAGGAGACGCAGAUGUACAAGGACAAAGGUCAGAGGGCAGCACAUAUCGAGGAGCUCUACAAAAAAGAGCAAGAGAAGGUCUGGAGACUUCAGGAGGAGCAAAAUGAGGUGCAGGAGCGCCUGAGUGCAGUUUCCCAAUACUACGAUGAAACCAAGAGUGAGCUGAGCGCCACUCAGAAAGAGCUGGCAGAGGUUCGAGCUAAAAGCAGCACAGCCCCAUCUUCAACCUCAGCAGAGCAACUGCAGGUGCUGAGCAGCAAGGUGGAGGAACUGCAGGCGUUACUCACCGAGUCUGAGUGGAAGUGCUCUGCCACUCGAGAGGAGCUUGCAGGCUUGAAGCAGGAGGCAGAAGCUCAGGCGCAAUGCUCUGUGGCUCUCACCGACCACACACAGGUUGUGUCAUCUCUGGAAGAUGUCAUCAGGGAGUUGCAGAGUGAGCUGGAAACACUAAGAGAGGAGUUGCAUCAAAAGACUGUGCAGGUGGAGGACCUUCAGAAGAGACUAACUGAACAAGAGGUCACUUCAGAUGACUCAGUCCCCCGGGAGGAGCAUGAAACCAUGCGGGAGCAGCUGAGGAGCGAUAUCAAACACCAGAAGGAGCUGCUGGAGGAAGCACUGAGGAAGCAGGAUGAGCUGGCUCUUGAGGCAGCUCAUGCAUGGCAGAAGGCUCGAGACAGCCACGCAGAGCUGGAGGCCCUGCAGGAGCUGCUGUCAUCCAGGGAGAAGGAGAACCAGACACUGACCUCCAAACUGGCUGAGUCCCAGGAUGCUGUGACAAAGCUCAAACUGCUGGAACAGAACCACAUUGAGUCAGAGAGAGAAAAGGACAAAGAGAUAGAUGACUUAACCCGGCAAGUACUGAAGCUAAAGGAUGCUGUGAACAGCCUGUCGCAGCUCUCCUACAGCUCCUGCUCUCCAUCCAAGAGACAACAGCAGAACCAGCAGCUGGAGGCUCUGCAGCAGCAGAUCAAGCAACUGCAGUAUCAGCUAGAUGAAUCAACAAAGCACCACAAUGAAGUUGUGUCCGUCUACAGGAAGCACCUUCUUUAUGCUGUUCAGGGUCAGAUGGAUGAAGACGUCCAAAAUGCCUUGAAGCAGAUCCUGAUGAUGUGCAAGAUGCCAAGUCAAGCUGAGGAGGCCUGCUGAGACUCAGCUCUGAGACAGCCAAACACAUUCUGCCUGUGGAUAAACAGUUUACAACCCCUUCUUCAUUUUCACAAGUUCGUCGUCUCGACCUUUGAAAACAUUUGUCCCCCACAUGCCUGCAAGUACUGUUAUAUUCAGAAUAUGGAAUCGUUUUCUUGAAGUUCACAUGUGAUUAGGGGUGAAGUGUCAGUCUGAACAUUCACUCUGCAGGAGAAGCACCAGUCACACGACCUUAAACGUUCUCAUGACCCCCUCCUGACUAAAAUGAUAGUGUGAUGUGUCCAUAGCCGAGAACCACACUAAACUGUGAGACCUGCAGUGUUGCUAAGCCAUCAGUUUGAAUUCCUGGUACAGCUACGUCCAUGAGAGCGCGCUCGGGUCGCAGAAUAAAGGCACAGACAAAAAAAAUAAUGACAAAAAUGGAUUCAAAAAAGAUUUGUUGCACAUCAAUUGACUGACCACUGAUCAAUUACAUCCCCUUUACCCAGAUGCUGUGCUGAGUCUCGGUUGUGUUCAUAACUUUCAGUGUUAAAGUUUGGUACCAGUGUGAAAAUACAAAGGCAUGUGUUUGUUUCUGUUUUAGUGCUGUUUGUCUGUUAUGAAAAUUGCUCGAAACCUUUCAAUCAUGAUGUGUCAAAUCUGUUUUCUAAUGUCCUUAAUCAUGUUAGGACAUCUGGACAUUUCCCUGGUUGCAGGUCCUCUAUAUUUCUAUUAUUAUUUUAGACAUCAUACAUUUCUAGUAGCUGAUAGGUAUUAACGUGUCAUAUUUUCUAUUAUUUGUAACUGUUUUUACGGCAUUGUUUGUCUCUGCUUGUCAUGUUUUUUCCUCCAUGAUGAAAAAGUCCAGCGGUAACAAAUACCUAAUGGUAUGCACUUUUCUCAAUCUUCUUACAGUCUGAAUUUUCUUGAAAAAAAUCAAACUUACUGACUGAAACCAAAUGGUUUGUUGGUCUCUCAUCAUGCCUGUAGUCUGUUUUGUGCCACUAUAUUAAUUUAUUUAGUUUCACCUACUUUUUUUCUGCAGUCUUUUUUCGAUGCAGAAAUAUCUUUGAAUUCCUGUUUUUACAGUGGCUUGUGUCUUCUGGAGGCCUCUGCACUGUUUUAACUCCACCCUCCUUUGCCUUAGCAAUGUGCUUGGAUCUGUUGAAGAUCUCCUUUCUGCCGGUGGGAACGCUCAGCGUGCAUACAAACGCUAACGCACCGCUUUAAGGGGAGUCGGAUUACGCGAAGCCGUGUCUUGAGUGAGUCACUCAGGGUUAUUUGAACACCUAAAUCAGAUGCGCUUGACCCUGAUGAAGCCUUUGCAUGACUUUAACCAUUUAGGUUGUAGUGUGUCAAAUAUCUUUUGGCCUUUACUAAAAAUGUUUUCUACCAGGAAAGGGAAACCUGACAAACAGCAUUUUUAUUUAGUUGUUUCUUUAGAAACUGUGUUGAAGUGGGAGAAUACAAGAAAAAAAAUGUGCAUUUUCACCCACUUUAUUAAAAUUUCAUACUCUGUCUGCACUUGUGUUCUGUAUUUAUCGCUUGCUCUGCAUAGAAGCUAAAAGACAAUGCUGGAAAACAUAAA